Molecule: messenger RNA, 1840 nt
Organism: Papaver somniferum (opium poppy)
Lineage: Eukaryota; Viridiplantae; Streptophyta; Magnoliopsida; Ranunculales; Papaveraceae
Product: transcriptional activator TAF-1-like
Exons: 11
Coding region: 187-945 (252 amino acids)
Biological process (GO): regulation of DNA-templated transcription
Cellular component (GO): nucleus
Molecular function (GO): sequence-specific DNA binding; DNA-binding transcription factor activity
Source: RefSeq, a predicted model, not a curated record
UUUUUAUUCUCCUCUCUCAGGCCUCGGGUUCUCCCCCCAUUUUUUUCUCUCUUCUAAACCUAAGAGGUAUCUCCAAUUCAAACCAAUCUCGUUUUUCUCCAACUCUAAACCCUAGAUUUCUACUACAGUUCUGAAGAGGAUAUUUGGACCGAGAUAGCAAAAUAUUUAGACGGAACAGCUAUAGUGAUGCUUGGAUCAUCUUGUCAUUGGUUUCAUAAUGUAAUCUUGGAAGAAAACAGUGUUUGGAAAUUUGCUUGUUUACGUGAUCUUCAAAUUCCUCCGUUUCGCCAACAAGUCUUCUUCCAAUGGAUCCACCUCUACGUAUCAGCAUUUGGGGGCUCAUCCGCAAGGUCCUGUGGUCUCAGCAUCUCCUGUUGCAUGCGAGGCCACGGUGAGGAUGAUAAAAUAUCUAAUCCCAAGUCUGGCGAAGAGGGUGCAACCGUUGUGGGAACUCCAGUAGGAACUCUACCUUCAGCUAUUGUAACUUCAAAGACCAUAACUACUACUUUCCCUCCUGCAUCAGGUGCGGAGGUGUCAAAGCAUGAGGGAGUGCCUUCUAAUCUCUGGGUGAAGAGCGAACGGGAGAUAAAACGCGAUAGAAGGAAACCGUCUAACAGAGAAUCAGCUCGAAGGUUAAGGUUGAGGAAGCAGGCUGAGCCUGAAGAACUGGCAACGAAAGUUGAAGUGUUGUAUGUUGAGAACAUGUAUCUUAAAUCUAAAAUCAGUCAGUUAGCAGAGAAACCGGAGAACCUAAAGCACCAACAGAAUUUUUUCAACUACAUCAGCAUCAGGCUUCAAACAGCAGUUUCAGCACUUGUUCGACCAACAAUGACUAAAGAAACUAUUAAGGUCCCACAAGUUACAGAACCUCUUACAUACACAGGUGGUUGUAUCAACAAAAAGCCCAAAAUCAGACAAGCAAUGUGUCUGGGAAGCAUUAGCUGAUACUAGCUCUUAUUUCAUUAUGUAAGAGACGGAUCCAGAAAAGUGACUUACUCGUGGAACACAAAUUACCUUGUACCUAAGGGAGGAUGACAAGUAUGAAUUUGCAGAGCCAACAAGAAUCCAAGGCCUGGUGAAGAACUACUCGCAAUUCGUCUCAUUCCCCAUUUACACAUGGCAAGAGAAGUCGAGGACUGUUGAGGUACUGGAGGAAGAAGAGCCAAAAGAGGGUGAGGAAUCAAAACCAGAGGAUGAAAAGAAGAAGAAGACGAAGACCGUAACUGAAAAAUAUUUUGACCGGGAUUUAGCAAAUGAAACAAAACCAAUUUGGGUAAUAUCAAAUGCGCAUCCAUCUUUGCGUUUCAGUUUGUCCAUGGAUGGCUAUUGGAGUGAAAUGGUUAUUUCUGUAUGACACUGAAUAAAGCACUAGCUUCUUGUAAUUGUAGCUCGCCACUGCCCAACCUUCUGCAAGCGUGAAAUUUCCCACUUAGCCCCUGCUUGGAUGCAACUGCUAAGGAGUUUGUAUCGGUUCAAGGAAAUGUGCCUGCGCAAAGCUCAACGGUUCUGAAUUCCCACAUGUAGCCAAAGAUAAUGGCAGGUAAAACAGUUCCACUUUCUCCACGCACCUGUAAAUUUCCAUAUGUUUGACAUGGAUAUGGCAUGGGAUAUUAAACUCAGAAAAGACUUCUUAAAAUGUAACAGAAGGUUAGGGUUUUCAUAGUUUCAAAUUCAGAAACUUAUGUUUACAACAUUUGGGAUUUUGCACAAGUUGUUUAAUAGUGUAUGGGUUUAUGGUUCAUCUAUCUAGCCACUCUGUUGAUGUAUGAAUCGUCCUUGAUGGAUUGUGAUGAUCAAUAAUUCAGGAGCAGAAAUCUGCCGGAAUUUGUGCCGUCGGAAA